AUGUUGGGUCCUGAGAUAGUGGAAGAAACCACCGAGAAAAUAAGGUUCUUAAAGGAGAAAAUGAAAGAAGCACAGGAUCGUCAAAAGAGUUAUGCAUAUAGACGAAGGAAACAUAUUGAGUUUGAAGUUGAAGACUUGGUAUAUCUCAAGAUGAUCACAUUCAAAGGGAGGGCUAGAGUUUCUGGCAGAAGAAAACUAGACCCUAGGUACUUGGGUCCGUUCAGAAUCAUAGAAAUAGUUGGGGCUGUGGCUUAUAAGUUGGAACUGCCACCAGCCAUGGAUGCGUUCCACAACAUGUUUCAUGUGUCCCAACUCCAAAAAUGUUUGUCUGAUCAGGACAUAGUCCUACACGAGAUCCCUACAGAUUUGGGUAAGAAUCUGACUCUAGAGACGAGGCCGGUCUGCAUAGUGGAUCGAACAGAAAAGACAACAAGGAAGAAGACCAUUCCCAUGAUCAAGGUCGUGUGGGAAUACAAUGGCAAGGAUGUAAUCACUUGGGAAACAGAGGCAAGGAUGAAGGCCGAGUAUCCUGAGUGGUAUGAUCAGGUUGUCCCCGAGGAAACACAUGAUGAGGAUUCGAGGACGAAUCCAUCCCAAGUGGGGGAGACUUCUCAUGUCCCUAGUCCGAGAUAG
This is a messenger RNA of Brassica napus (rape), 633 nucleotides long. RefSeq lists its product as uncharacterized. The record is from RefSeq and is a predicted model, not a curated record. NCBI's taxonomy places the organism in Eukaryota, Viridiplantae, Streptophyta, Magnoliopsida, Brassicales, Brassicaceae. The transcript has a single exon. The coding region runs from base 1 to 633 and encodes 210 amino acids.